Phlebotomus papatasi is the source of this 805-nucleotide messenger RNA. RefSeq names its product inactive glutathione S-transferase D3-like. Gene Ontology annotation, molecular function: glutathione transferase activity. Gene Ontology annotation, biological process: glutathione metabolic process. The record is from RefSeq and is a predicted model, not a curated record. Bases 50 to 715 code for a protein of 221 amino acids. NCBI's taxonomy places the organism in Eukaryota, Metazoa, Arthropoda, Insecta, Diptera, Psychodidae. The transcript has 3 exons.
CCAAGUGAAGUUGUGUUUCUGAUUAGAAGUUUAAAGAAAAAGUGAAGAUAUGGCCCCAAUUAAAUUUUACCAUUUUAACAUUAGUCCCCCAUCACGUUUACCCAUGCUAACUAUUAGGAACCUGAAUUUGGAUGUGGAAAUAAUUGUUAUCGACACCAUGAAGAAGGAGCAAAUGAGUCCUGAAUUCAUGAAAAUCAACCCUCAACAUACAGUGCCAACCAUUGACGACAAUGGAUUUAUUCUGUGGGAGUCUCGUGCUAUUGCUUCAUAUUUAGUAUCGGCCAAAGCUCCCGGAAGCUCACUGUAUCCUUCGGACAUAAAGAAGAGGGCCAUUGUGGAUGCGAGAUUGUUCUUGGAUCAAGAAAUGCAAAAUGCUACUCUCCCAGUUAUGCAUGCCAUCUACAACCAAGAACCAAAAGAUGUCUUUAUAAGUAAGACUGAAAAGGUCUACAAGAUCCUUGAAAAUUUGAACACAUUUAUGGAGGGACAGAAGUAUGUUGCCGGUAAUGAACUAACUAUAGCCGAUCUGGCAUUUUUAGCCAAUAUCUCCACCCUUUACGAAAUUGGAGCAAAUAUCAACAAAUUCAAAAACAUUGCUGCUUGGUUCAAGAGGCUGGAGAAUAUUCCUGGUUACCAGGAGAACCUUGAGGGCGCUAAAGUCAUUGGGGAAACUUUUAGACCAAAGAUGACCUUCAAAGGAACUUGGGAUGAUUAAAUGAAUUGAUAUCAAUAUGAUCAUGAGUAAUCAAAAUGAAUAUUGCAGAGCUAUAACAGAAAAAUCUUAUUCAUAAUCAAAUAAUGAAUA